AUGAACACUGUCGUCGACGGCGCACUGACCAUCGACCGCAUGAUGAGGUCGAAGGAGCGCGACCGGGAACCGACCGUAUCCGGAUUCACGCCCGAUGAGCUGUACGAACGGUACAACGUGAUCACAGAGGGCCGGGAGCUGUUCGGAUCGAAUCUGAUUCCGCUGGCGUACGACCCCGUGUGGGCGAUGGCGCUCGGUCUGAAUAACUCGUCGAAAUUUCUCAGGAAGCGAGGUUUAGGCAGGCUCGAGGAUUUCUCCUACACGGACGCUCAGAUGACAGAAGCUAUGAUGGAGGGGUUGAAGAACGUGAGCUUCAUCGGGCUGAAGGGCUACAUGGAGUUCGACGAAGACCAGGACGGAGUCGACGACAUACUGAUCAAGCAAAUUAGAG
This is a messenger RNA of Priapulus caudatus, 391 nucleotides long. Its product is annotated as gamma-aminobutyric acid type B receptor subunit 1-like. Gene Ontology annotation, molecular function: G protein-coupled GABA receptor activity. Gene Ontology annotation, biological process: G protein-coupled receptor signaling pathway; gamma-aminobutyric acid signaling pathway. Gene Ontology annotation, cellular component: G protein-coupled receptor heterodimeric complex; membrane. The record is from RefSeq and is a predicted model, not a curated record. The transcript is spliced from 2 exons. Lineage: Eukaryota; Metazoa; Priapulida; Priapulimorpha; Priapulimorphida; Priapulidae. The annotation marks the transcript as partial.